GCGCACGGCGCCGCGCUGACUCCGCCGGGAAGAUGGUGGCCAGGCUCCGAGCUCGGAAGCUGGCGCGGAGGUACCGGGUGGUGGCCGCGGCCGCCCUGGCCAUCCUGGCCGUGCAGGCGCUGGCCGUGUGGAGCUUCAGCGGCCUGGAGGCUGAGGAUAAGACGGGCAGGGAGAAGAGGACCAAACUGCCAGACAGCAAUGAGGUGGAUAGUUCUGACAGCCGACACCUGGGGCCCAGCCGACGGCAGAACGCAGGGAGACUGGCCGUGGAGCGUCUGAGCAGCACUGCCAGUGUACUGAGGACUAGUUUAUUGAGGCGGAAGCCUGCAGUGCGACACAAGAUUGGUCCGAGAGUCCACUUCAGCAACUCUAUUCAAAGUAACCUCUCCAGCAGCAGAAACAUCAGUGAGGUGAAAGGGGAGUCAAAGAACAGUGAUAUUGGCAGCGUAGGAGGAGCCCCUCAGCCCACCAGCAAUGACUUCUCACCUAACUGUGACAUAAUAGGGAAGGAUGCCUUGUCUGCAUUGGCCAGGGCGAGCACUCAGUUGUGUCAGCAAGAGAUCGCCAAUGUGGUCUGUUUACACCAAGCUGAGAAACUGAUGCCACACUCUGUACCUCGCUUCUGUCGCCUCUCAGGGAAACCUAACAGCAUCAUCCAGUGGGAAGAUGGUAAUGUGGAUCUGACAUCCAUCCAGAACCCAGUUAGAAUUGCUUACGUCCUUGUCAUUCACGGCAGAGCCAUCAGGCAGCUUAAGCGGAUGAUCAAAGCCAUCUAUCACCAACGCCACUUCUACUACAUCCACGUUGACAAGCGUUCUAAUUACCUGCACAGAGAGGUCAUGCAGCUGGCACAGCGGUACCCAAACAUCCGCAUAACUCCGUGGCGAAUGGUCACAAUAUGGGGAGGGGCAAGCCUGCUGAAGAUGUACCUACAUUGCAUGAAGGAUCUGCUAGAGAUGACUGACUGGCAGUGGGACUACUUCAUUAACCUGAGUGCCACCGACUACCCCACCAGGACAAAUGACGAGCUGGUGGGGUUCCUCUCCAAGUACAAAGGGAAGAACUUCCUGAAAUCUCACGGCAGGGAUAAUGCCAGGUUCAUCAAGAAGCAGGGGUUGGACAGACUCUUCCACGAAUGUGACAGUCACAUGUGGCGCCUUGGAGACAGGCAGAUACCUGAGGGCAUUGUAGUGGACGGUGGUUCUGACUGGUUUGCUCUGACUCACAAGUUUGUUGAUUAUGUGGUGUACUCACAGGAUGAGCUGGUCACGCAGCUGAAACAGUUCUACUGGUACACUCUGCUUCCGGCUGAGUCUUUCUUCCACACUGUGUUGGAAAACAGCCACAUGUGCGAGACGCUAGUGGAUAACAACCUGCGCGUCACCAACUGGAACCGAAAGCUGGGCUGCAAGUGCCAGUACAAGCACAUUGUGGACUGGUGCGGUUGCUCACCAAACGACUUCAAGCCACAAGACUUCAUAAGGCUUCAGCAAAUGACAAGACCAACGUUUUUUGCAAGAAAGUUUGAAUCAACAGUUAAUCAGGAGGUGAUUGACAUCUUGGACUCGCAUCUGUAUGGCAAUUACCCUCCUGGGACAGCUGCUCUGAAAGCCUACUGGGAGAAUGUCUUUGAUCAGUCGGAUGGGCUGAGCAGCCUCACUGAUGUUGCACUUACCAGCUAUCUGAUUUUCUUCAAGUUGGGCCUGAGCAAAGUACAGACAUGGCAACAAGGAACAAACAGCCGUUGCAGGUACGAACCUUUGGGCUAUCCCCUCUCUGUCCAUGUUUACUUCUAUGAUGACCAAUUCCAAGGAUAUCUAGUGAUGCAGCAAGUUAAGAAUAUGACCACAGGACAGAAAGAAACUUUGGAGAGCUGGGUGUCACCUCGAUCCACGCUCCAUCUUGCAAAUAUUGACCCGGAGAUCGACCGACUCCAGAGCCUGGAGGUGGGAACGGAAUGGGAUCCCAAGGAGCGGUUGUUCCGGAAUUUUGGUGGUUUGAUCGCACCCUUUGAUGAGCCUACUGCCAUGCAGAGAUGGGCCAAAGGUCCGAAUAUGACAGCCACGGUGGUGUGGAUUGAUCCCACCUACAUCAUUGCGACUUCCUAUGACAUUACCGUGGACUCAGAGGCUGAGUACACCCAGUACAAGCCCCCGUUAAACCACCCUCUGCGGCCGGGCACUUGGACUGUGCGGGUGCUGCACCUCUGGACUCUGCUGGCAGAAACCAAGUUCCUGGUGAUUCCUCUGGCCUUCAGCAAGAAGCGGCCUCUCAGAAAAGGACAAGACCAGUGGCUACAUGCUGGCCCGCCAAAUAAUGAGUAUAUGGACCAGAACUUCCAGCGUCUCAGUGGGAUUUUGAACCUCCCUCCAUCAGACGUAGCUGAGAAGGAGGCUCUCCAAAACUCUCAGCUGGUUGGUGAGCAACUAGAAUCCUGGAUAUAUGAGAGUGUGGGCAAGUUCUGGUCGGCUACUGACAUCUGUGCGGUGGAGCCUUCACCUUGUCCCGCACUGCAGCCGUGUCAAAAGACAAUCUGGAGUUCUCUAUCUGAUGACCCCAAAUCGGAACUGGGACCAGUAAAAGAUGAUGGGCGGCUGAGGUAGCAAAGGGGGUGGUUGGGGGGAGAGUUGGGCACAGGACUCAACCAAAGAAACCCACCUGUGGGCUGGUGUGACAGUCCAGUGGUUUGUCAAGAUUGGCACUGGGACGUACAAGAAUGACUUCAAUGUGUUAAAAGGACCAAACAUUUAACACAAGGACUGGGGGAAGGAGAAGCAGUUUUCUUCAGGUACCCUGGAUCAACCAGUCCAAUGCAGCAGUCAGAAGUUCAGCAGGAGUUGCACUGUCCCCGGCACAGGGUGGCUGUAAGAGGGAUGAAAAGACAGUGGUCCCUUGUUGAGUGGCUUAGAGCAGAUCUGAGUCCGGUCUGAGGACAAGCUCAUCAUUCCCAGUUUCACAUAACUGCCUCUGAAGUCCUUGUUCCUCAGCACAUGUGCUGCGUUGUUGUGACUGAAUUUCAGCGAGCUCUUGCUGGAUAGAAUAAAAUGGAAUCACUUGAGAGUUUGAAAGCCAUUACCUUGUCCUUAAGAGGAUGACAUUCACUAACUUCAGAUAUUAAAGGUUUGUUUACAUGUGUCCUGAAAUUCAGAACUCUAAAUAAAGACAUGUUUUAACAAA
Molecule: messenger RNA, 3177 nt
Organism: Pristis pectinata (smalltooth sawfish)
Lineage: Eukaryota; Metazoa; Chordata; Chondrichthyes; Rhinopristiformes; Pristidae
Gene: xylt2
Product: xylosyltransferase II
Exons: 11
Coding region: 33-2603 (856 amino acids)
Biological process (GO): heparan sulfate proteoglycan biosynthetic process; chondroitin sulfate proteoglycan biosynthetic process
Cellular component (GO): membrane
Molecular function (GO): protein xylosyltransferase activity
Source: RefSeq, a predicted model, not a curated record